Messenger RNA from Rhinocladiella mackenziei CBS 650.93, 1347 nucleotides. RefSeq lists its product as uncharacterized. Lineage: Eukaryota; Fungi; Ascomycota; Eurotiomycetes; Chaetothyriales; Herpotrichiellaceae. The record is from RefSeq and is a predicted model, not a curated record. Bases 1 to 1347 code for a protein of 448 amino acids. The transcript has 2 exons.
AUGGCGCCGCCAGAGUUCUUUGAUCAUCAGCUUUUUCGGCGUUGUGUUCAGUGUCCUCCAGACCCGCCUAGCUGUCCUGCAUGUGGCCCUGAUGAGACUUGUUCAUUAAAUGCUCAGUCAUGCGAUUCGUGCGCAUCAACAACCUGUGUCAAAAUCGGCUCUCUCCCCGGUCAAGCAGCUCCAAAAAAAUCUACGCCAAUCGGUCCCAUUGUUGGCGGCGUCGUAGGAGGUGUUGUGGUUCUUAUCGUUGCCAUCUAUUUGUUCUAUCGAUUCCGUAUCCGCAAAAAACGGCGAGUUGAGACUUGGGAUCCUCCAGAAAAAAGAGAUCAAUCUACACUCCGCCGGUCCGAUCGUCGAUCGGCCAGGUCUGCUCAUUCUAUUGCUUCGACGGUGCUUACACGAGCCUCCAACGUCAUUCAAAUCGCCUACAUUCCGGGAGUUACAGUUCGAUCACCACCCGAAUCCCCUGGACUUUUGGUGCCGCCUGUUCCUUCAAUUCCUGGCAGCGCCGCUUCUAACUCGGCCAACUCUACCCCUGAGCUAGAGCAACACUUCUUUAUGCCCAAAGAUCUGCGAGAUUCAACUUGGUCGGACGCUUCUUCCGUGGAUCCCCGAAUAAGUAUCGCACCUAGCCUGGCUCGAGAAAGCGUGGCUACAACAAUCUAUCGAAGUGACGCUACCGUUCCGCAAAUCCCGGCACAACAUGCAUUACGGGCCCAAGCGAAUAUUGUGAGUGUAAAGUCGGGCUCAAAUACCCCAGGAAGCUCCUCAACACCCAGUUCGAGAACUCCGCAAAUUCCCCAGGUUCCCAAACUUGGCGGCAGCAAUAGUUCGAUUGUGGCAAGGAAUGUUACUGCACGACCUAUCGAGGUAAAGAAAGUUAGCUCGGGAACCAAAAUCCCUACUCUCGCCAAUCUUGCCAAGGAAGGAGCCCAGAAAAGCACCCCUCAAGCAACAUCUGAAAAGAGUACUCCUAUUUUCGAUGACGAAAAGGAAGUGGUGGCUUCAUCUACUACUCCUACUACUACUACAACACGCAGCACAGUCAUGGAAGGACCCCUUGUCUCUCCUCUUACGAUACCAAAUCCGCCUUUUACUGCCAAUCAUUCCGCCAGAUCCUCGUCUGUGAGCGCUAUUCUGCCACCUGACACGCUGAAAGUGUCAAGUGGUCCAACUCACAGACAUACCAACAGCAAUGCUCUGAACGUCAUGAUUGAAGAUGCUAUCAACCGUGCUAGAGACCCUCAGCAUAUGGGCGUGACCAGCACCACCAGUCGCCCAGAGUUGGUAAAACAAGAUUCAGGGCCUUUUUCAGAUGCAAAUGAGAUUAAGGAAAAUAAAUCUUGA